AUGUUUGUCAUUGUAAUUCUCUUCUCUGUAUUGUUUUGCCAUGAUAUCUCAGUUCAUACGGCUUUGAUCAAUUACGAUUUAAUUGUUCGGUCGAUUCCAUCGAAUCCUGAUGGAUAUCCACGAUCAGUGAUCAUUAUUCAUCAUGCCAAUUCUUCAUGGAAUAUCGAUCGACCAUUUCCUGGUCCGCUGAUUCGAGCUCGUCUAGGUGAUCAACUACGCAUUCGAGUUCAAAAUAAGUUACGUGACCAAGCUACUGCUAUACAUUUUCAUGGUCUCCAUAUGUUGGCUAAUCCAUGGGCUGAUGGAACCGAAUAUAUCACUCAAUGUCCAAUUCUUCCACAUAGCUCGUUCAUUCACGAGUUCAAUGUAACACAAACAGGAACAUUCUGGUAUCAUUCGCAUAAUGCUCAACAAUAUGCAGAUGGACUGUACGGUCCGAUUAUCAUCGACGGUGAUCCCAUUUCACAACAUUAUGAAUACGGAUCGAAUGAUCAAACUAUUAUGCUUCAAGAAUGGUACCACGAGACAUGGCCAGAUAUCAUGACUGCAUAUCAAGGUCCUCACGGUGCCUAUCCUGGUAGCGUAGCAAUAUAUCCAUGGCCACCGACUACGUUUCUUAUCAAUGGUCAUGGUCGAUUUGAUUGUCGCACCAAUGAUUGCUCGAGGAAUGACACUUGGAAAGAUAGAUGUGGUAAUGUUUUUCCAGCUCAAUGCAUUCCUCUUCGUGAUCCUUUUUUCGGUCCUUGCAUUCCAGAUGCACAUCCGAUCGAUGAAUUCCAAUGUUUGCCUGGAAAACAAAUGCGCUUACGAUUAAUUAACGCUGCUAGUGGUAUUCCAUUUCGAUUUUGGAUCGAUCAACAUAAUCUUACCAUUGUCGCUCGAGAUGGAAGCGAAAUCGAACCUAUUACUGUUUCUUAUUUACAUAUUCCCAUUGGACAACGAUUAGAUUUGAUCAUUAACUGUAAUCAAGAUCCAACGUCUGCUUAUGAAAUUAUUGUAGCCAGUCGAAAUAGUUUUCAACCACCAGAAAUAAUUAUUGGACAAAUGCCUACUAUGUGGACAACCGCACGACUCGUUUAUCCUCAAUCGAAAGCCAAUAUGCGCACGACAAACGUCAAUGAAGAGAUGAAAAUCAAUGCUGAAGACCCGUUUUUUGAAUACAAAUAUCUGAAACCAUUGCUGCCACGUCGGGCCAAAGCUGCCAUUCGACGAGUAACUCUCACUUUUGUUGUUCAUUGGAAUAAUCGAACCGGUAUCGACGCUCUAGAAGAGUGGGCUGUCAAUAAUAUUACAUUUGAACCACCGAAAGAACCACUUCUUCAAGGUAUUUUCCUUGAUGGAACCGAUAAACACAUUUUAGCCACUGAAUAUCCGGGUCGUGUUAAUAAUACUCAUGCCACUUACAUUGAACAUUUCGAGUACGGUCAAACUUACGAAGUAGUAAUGAUCAACAAUGAUCCACAAGAACAUCCAUGGCAUCUGCACGGUUAUACGAUGGAUUUUAUUGCUGCCGGACGACUUCCUAACAGAGAACUUCCUCCCUGUAAUCAACCUAUACCUAGAUCAAUGGAUAUCAAUCUCGAUUCGCUAUUGCCACCACUGAACUCGACGCCACCCGUUUUAGCUGUGGGCGAUUCUUUCAACGCACCUCGAGAUAGUUAUGUCGUCUUUCGUUUUAAGGCCGACAACGCCGGUCCUUGGUAUCUUCAUUGCCAUAUGGAUUGGCACAUUUCGCCUGGUAUGGCACUUGCUUUCUCGGUUGGCCACAAGGGUUCUUAUCGAGAUUUAAUUCAACCUCCACCUAAAGACUUUCCAACUUGUGGCCCAAGGCAAAUACUUGUUUACAAAUCAACAUCGUCUCAUAUCGCACCUUGCACUUUAUUUAACAGUUCAAUGAUCUUAAUUCUAAUGGUUUUUGUUCAUUUUAUCACUUUGUAUGUUUGA
Molecule: messenger RNA, 1944 nt
Organism: Rotaria sordida
Lineage: Eukaryota; Metazoa; Rotifera; Eurotatoria; Philodinida; Philodinidae
Source: the annotation of a GenBank genome assembly